Molecule: messenger RNA, 6734 nt
Organism: Engraulis encrasicolus (European anchovy)
Lineage: Eukaryota; Metazoa; Chordata; Actinopteri; Clupeiformes; Engraulidae
Product: KIAA0232 ortholog
Exons: 8
Coding region: 597-4655 (1352 amino acids)
Source: RefSeq, a predicted model, not a curated record
AGGAAAUGAAAACAUAGCAUAACCAUGACAUAGCACAACAUCUGUAUGCGUUGUCUUCUUUGUCCUAUUCGACCUAGAUAUGACAUUUUGAUUCUCAUUUUAUGGUUCAACUAGCGGUCGGCGCGCUGCGCCCAUGGUAUGUGAAACGGACGGAUUGCGUCGCUCGAUCUCGGAAGGGCAGCGGGAAAGAGGCGACAUCAACUAUCCCCUUUCACUCCUCUGUGAGUGACUGCAGGUCGAGGGGGUCUUGAACCCUAUGUCACCAUGUACUCCUGAAUGAGAUAGUGAGCUCUGAACUUGGUGACCCUCCUUGUCUUCGCAACUACUGGUAAAAAGAAAACCUCAAAACAAACACCUGUCACACUGACUCCGCAAUGGGCACCGAAUGACCUAUUAAGACAACGGUGGAAGAAGAAGAGUACAGAAUCCUGUAUGUAGUCCUCCAGCUUAGGCUCCUUUUGGAGUGAAGCAUCUGUCUUGCCAUCUCCCCCCAUAUUUUAGUUUUUUUGCACUUCCUGUGAGCAACUGCCCAGUCCCCCCUCGCACCUGUCAUCAUGCUGCUCCGUAUCAGGAUGGCCACUACCUAGGCCCCCCCGAUGCGUCCCUGGAGCUGCGAGUGUGAGCACUCACCCCUUCCCAGAAGUGUGCUGAGACCCACUCUGCCCCCUGCUCUCCUCGGACCCUCCUCCGCCUCUUCCUCCUCCUCAGAGAAGAUGUCUCUGCUGCAGUCCCUGGGGCCCGUGCAGAACUGGCUGGGCCAGGAGUUGGAGAAGUGCGGGAUCGAUGCCAUGGUCUACACCCGUUACGUGCUCAGCCUGCUCCUGCACGAUAGCUACGACUAUGACCUGCAAGACCAGGAGAACGACAUCUUUUUGGGUUGGGAAAAGGGAGCAGGAAAGAAGUGGCCCAGGACUCGCAGGAAGGGGGGCUCAGAUGUUAGUCUGGAAGAGAUGAAGAAACAAGCAGCUGUGCAGUGCUUGCGUUCUGCAUCUGAUGAAACAUCUGGAAUUGAGAAUCUUGUUGAGGAACUCUGCUCCAGACUGAAGGAACUGCAAAAUAAACAGAAAGAACGAGGGAGACAAACGAGCAAAAAAUCUGAAGGACUUCGUUCUCCAGAGCUGGCUGUAUCACCAUCCUUGAAAGACCAACUGGAAAUGUACAAUGAAGCCUUCCCACCCCUGUCAGAGAAAUCUGUUUGUCUUCAGGAGAUCAUGACCGUUUGGAACAAGGACAAAUCCUGCACAUCAUUCUCAGCCGCCCCAAACACCAGCGCCGAGACCUCAGCUGCUAAAGAUUGUGUCAGUGACAGUGAGGUCUCCAAGUAUGAAACCACCAAGAUCAACAGUACAGGCACCAGUACAGUCACGACAUCUGUAAUCAGCGAAAGGAUUCCGCAAAAACGCAACAAGAAAGAGAAGGAGAACAGACAGCAUGGGAUAUCUUCUUUAUUGGGAGACGAGCGAGUCUAUCAAGGCAAGAAGCAAGGCCGGAGCAGGUCAGAGGGGACGUACCGCCCCCGAUCCUGCUCCUCUGGCUCCAGCGAGGCCGGGUCCAGCUCCAGCAGUAACCAGGGUGACCACGUGAGACGAUCCACCAGCAAGACCACACAGAUGAGGCACAAGUCCCGUGAGAGAGGCACAACCCGAGGCAAGAAACUCCGUAGCCAAGGGCAGGUGAAACUGUCCUUCAAGGCGCUUGAGAAAGAGGAGCGCCGAAGCGCAGUGGGAGGUCCCGCCAAACAACAGCUACCAGUCUGCAGCGCAAAAAAGGGAAAGAGGUCUCUUAAAGAAACCCGAAAAGAGCCUUGUGGGGUUGAGCUUCACGACGGAAGGAGCAAGAAAGAGUUUGUAGAAGAACCACUAUGGUACACAGAACCCCUAACAGAAUACUUUGUUCCUUUAAGCUGCAGGAGGAGCAAGCUGGAAACGACGUACAGGAACAACCCAGACUCUCCUACAAGUGGAGACAAAGUGGAGAUGGACAGGCUGGCGGAGCAGAUGCAAGGGAUUUGUUUUGCGAGUGAUGGUUUCCAAAGGGCUUACCUGGCCGCGGGGACAUUUGUCGACGGGCACUUUGUCGAAUUGCCAGGGGAGGGCACUGAGGAGCUUGUUGACUUCAACAGGACCUCGUACAGCCUUCAAUACGAGGAGAGUAGUAGAGAAGAUUUAGAUGACGAGCAUCUGUCCGAAUUCACUGACUUCUAUGAAGUCGAUAUUUAUCCAUCCAUGUUGGAUCCUGGUGCCUCAGACUCUGUCCAAGAGAGUCGAAUCCUGAGUAUGAUUCGCCAAAAAAACAAUGAACAAAGAGAGUCUGAGGGAGAAUGUUUAGUGCUAGACGGCCCUCCACUGCAUGGGAAAAGUGCAAUAAAUACAGAGUCACUGGUGGGAGCCACGGGGACUGAGGGGGGGUUUCUUUGGGAAGAUUUUGAGAGUAUCGCCCAUGUCUGUGAAUGUUACUCGUCGUCCAGUUCGGGCGACGUGGACCGAGAGAGCUUUGUGGGCGACUCCCCUCCUCACCAGCUCUCCCCAUCAUUUGAUAAUACAAUGUUUAGUAUGUGUGACGUGUCCGAGGAUUCCCAUGCUGCGGAGGUCGCUGGUGGCGAUGGGCCACACCUGAGCACCAGCUGCUUCUCGCUUUUCGAGUUGCAGUGCGACAGCCCCACUUGUUGUUUUCCAUGCGACCCCAUCACCGGCUGUCGGCUUGAGACAACAAACGAAGCCGGUCUAGAUAGCUCUGGUGUAGAUCCGCACGGUAACGGCGGCAAGAAGCAGUCUCGCUUGCUCAUUUGGACCAAAAAUAGUGCCUUUGACGGAACUGAAUACUGUUCUAACCUUUCGACGAGGACUUGCAGCCCUUGGUCUCACUCGGAGGAGACUCGUUCAGACAAUGAGCAAAUAAGCGGUCCGGCCGAGGAGCUGCCUGUGAUCACCGGCGAUGAGAUGACGUCAGUGAUCCCGUACAUCCCAGCCACAUAUCUGGAGGAGGAUCUUCUUGACUUCCUGAAGGACGCUGCAGAGGUACCACAAGAACAGGCGACGCCUACAGUUUCAAAAACCAACGUAUCCAAACUGGAAUCGAUUUGCGGUAUACCAUUAGAGACAGAAGAGGGCGAGCAGUACAACACUGGCAUAUUUGAUGAUGCAAAUCAACAGAACAAAGACUACACCUCAGGGAUUAAUAAGGACAUUUGGACGGCUAUCGGCGAUCCGACACAGGCCGAGGAGAAACCUCCGUAUGAGGGGCUGCUGCUGGAGGAUUUAAAGGACUACCACUGUGGCUGCAAUGAAGUUAAGCUGAGCGGCACUGCACACCCACAGGCCUCGCAAAAAAAGGCAGUGCAGUGUUCAGUCUAUCACUUGUGGGAGGAGGGCGACGCCGGUCAAGAAUUGGCCAAAAAUAAGCUGUCCAAGGUGGAAAGUGGCGACUACAUGACCCCGUUAAAGCCCUGGGACACGCUCCCAGACAAAGACAGCACAUCUUUUAUCCUUGGGGGGGUGUACGGGGAACUCAGGUCUUUCGGAGGCGGCGAUCACGACUGGGCUGCCAUUCCAUCCGGUAACGCCCAGGGCCUGCUGCAGUGUGCUGCUGCUGCCGCGGCCUCUGACGUGGUGACCAUUGCAGGCACUGACGUGUUCAUGAACACAGGAGCCUGUUUUGCUCCUGGUAGCAAGCCCAUCUGGAGGCCGCUGGUCUCUUUUGGGCAGAGCGACCACCAAGGGGUGAAGAGAGACGGACUGACCAAGGGUUUCUCAUUUAUCUUCCAUGAAGAUUUAAUAGGGACGUGCUCGGGCCUGUACGGGGAUGAGCCAGACCAGGACUACUCGUUCUCGACGUUUGGCCUGAGCAGUCCUUUCUCACAAGUGCUCCGUGUGGAGUGUUGCUUUGAGCCCAAUGACAUGACCUCACUGAGUCCGGGGUUCAAGCCCAAGUCCAUUCUCUGCUCGGACUCGGAGAGCAGCAGCAGCAUCUUCUCCUCUCGGCUGUAUGGCAUCAACCAGACUCAGUACCGUGCCAUACGCAUAUCCCCGAGAACUCACUUCCGACCAAUCUCCACCUCCGAGCUCUCCCCGGGCGUGGCGAGCGAGUCUGACGUGGAGUCCGAGAAAGAGGAGAGCAGUCUUCCCGCUCUGGUCCAGGCCAAUGUGUUCGAAGACCCGCAGGCCGACCUCAAACCCCUGGAGGAGGACGCCGAGUGCGAGGGACCGUAUUACGGCAAGUCAGAACUAGAGUCUGGGAAAUAUUUGCCCAGGUUAAAAAAGUCCGGCAUGGAGAAGAGCGCUCAGACCUCGUUGGACUCGCAGGAGGGCUCUUCUGGCGCGCUCUUGUCGGUGCCGGAGCAGAACUAUGCUGCCGACUGUCAGCUCCUGGCGGCGGCGGCGGCAGCAGUGGAGUCCAUGUCGGUGGAGAUGACAGCAGAGCAGUUGUCCUCCAGUGACGAGGCUCAACGGGAGGAGCCCAGCAGAACAGGGGAGGCACUCGCGCUUCCACAUCAGCAGGGGACAAUGGUUCACCUUGACAGAUUGCAUGAGUUAUCUAUUUUGGAUGACAAGGAUGAUGAGAGGGCUGACUCUCAAGACAGUGACUGCUACUGGCAGAGUUCUCUUAUAUCCCCUGUCUUCUCUGUGUCACAGUGCACAGGUAGCGGCACAAUGUGACAUCCUCAACUUCAGUCUGGAACAGUGGCAGAGUGAAAACAAGACUGAAAACUCUAAUAUCUCCACAUCAUAAGUUUCCCUUUCUUCCCCACUCACACAACUUCACUGAUCUUGUGUGUUUACCGGUAUACAAAAAAGAAAAGAAACUUGGUAGAAAAAAAAGGAAUUUGUAAGAUAUAUCUUUUGAUGGAGUUGUAUGGGGCAUUCAUUUUUCAUUGUUUGUUCAUAGUUCCUCUAAACGAAUUAGUCCUCAUUGACCAGGAAGUCAAAGCAUUUACACAGACAGUCUCACGUGACCUCAUACAUAUUUUCUUUCCCACGGUCUGUUAUGAUUUUGAAAAUAGCUGUUAAAUCAUUUUUAACGUUUUGUGCAUGUUCCUUCGACACUUGACGUAGUCUCCGAAAGGAAAAUAAAACACUCAAAAACAAAAAGACAAAAACAUAAAAGAAGAAAAAAGAGAGAAAAAAUAUUUUGUCCCUAGUUUUCAGAACUUUUAUUUUGCUCUGUUGAGGAUUUGAGGAGAUUUUUUUGAGCGGAUGAGUAAUUCUUUUGAAUGGAGACUUGCUUUUGAUUUUAAGUCGGCGCCCCUUGCUGCUCUGACCACAGGGAGUUAGUGUGCACCUUUCCUCAUGUCCUUCUUUACAACAAAUAUGAGAAGUUUUAUUUUUGUGAUUGCUUUUUUGUUUCUCUUACAUGCAAUAUAUGCUCUAAAAAGUCACUGGAAACAAAAAGAUAAAAAAAAAUAAAAAAAAAAAUCCUAACUUUGAGUUACAUAAUGUGACACUAAAUAAGAUUUUUCCCUCUAAAAUUGGUGCUUUUUUUUUUUUUUUUUUUUUUAAAGGUUUUUCGUUUUUAAUUAAUAGAAGACUAAAAAAAGAGUCUAAUGAGAAUUACUGUGCAGACCAUACUCCAAAGUAGAUUUAGCUUUCAAGACCUUGACAUGAUUCCUGAUUUUGAGAUAUUAAUUAAAUAGUCAAUUUAUUUUAAAUUCCCCACCUCUUAACGCUUCCAGAUUUAAGAAUAUACACACCCACGUGCUACAAAGUUGAGAAAAUAAAUAAGAUAAAAUAAAGUUGCUUAUUUGCCCAUUUUGUGUAACUUCUAUGGUUAUGUGGCUGUGGCUACAGUUUGUCCAUACCCAUUUUGUAAAUUAUUUAUUGUCUCGAGAGGUCUCAAAGGUUUGUUGACCUAUGCAAAAGUCAUCAUAUGUAGCACAUAUGCAAGGUGAGGUUUUUUUAGUUAAAAGACUUGGGCCUUCGGUGGGUUACAUGCUUGGGAUGUUGGUCAUGUCACUGCAUGUAGCAUAGGCGUUUGAAACUUUCCUUCCUUACCCCCCUCUUCAUCCGUGUGCACCUAGACUGCUUUUUCUGCUUCUCCAAUACAGCAUCAUUUUUUAAUUGUGUGCUGCUGCUGCGGAAAUUUGAGUAGUUUGCUGAGCAGUGCAUGACAUGAUGCUACCUGAUGUGCCCGUGCAACAGUUACCUUUUUUGUGUGUUUCUGUUUGUUCAUAAAAGUAGAUAAAGUUCCAGUGUAGUGCAAAAAAACCACAACAAAUCAUAACGGAAAAAAACCUUUUUUUCUUAAAUAGAGAAGGCUUCCAUCAACUAUGCAAGUUAAGUUCCUCCGAUGGCUUCAUCAGAAAUUCAGCAUGUAGCUCUUGUUAUAUUUUACAUCCCUGUCUCGUUUGGAACUUUUGUUUACCAAAUGUACAAUCCAAAUAUUGUGUGUGUGUGUGUGUGUGUGUGUGUGUGUGUGUAUACACACAUGUAUGGCACAAUUUGACCUUUUGUAUUGCUCUUAAAACUCAAUUCAUGUGGGCCUUGUGACUGUCUAAGUUUUACAUUUUUUUAAAUCCUGAGCAUAAUUGGCCAAGAAACCCUUAACUUGCAUAGCUGAUGAAAGAUUCCCUGUGAUGAAAAGUACAAUUGCAUACAGAAAUAUUAUAUAAUCAAUCCGUUCCAUAAGAUGGGGCGGGUUCUCAGGAGUGGGUAAAAAAAAGCUCAGAAAAGACUGUUUGCUGCACGUCAACAGGUACAGAAAACAAAAAAUAAACAAAAAAAUGUUUUUAAAUGUUUAAA